Molecule: messenger RNA, 1043 nt
Organism: Aaosphaeria arxii CBS 175.79
Lineage: Eukaryota; Fungi; Ascomycota; Dothideomycetes; Pleosporales
Exons: 1
Coding region: 95-1018 (307 amino acids)
Source: RefSeq, a predicted model, not a curated record
CUUUCGCUGCGUUGCCAUUCUUUUCUGAACAUUCCUUCAAGCUGCGUCAAGAUCUAAACUUUGGACAUCAAUUGCACACAUCACUUUCGUUACAAUGAAACUCACACUCUCUCUUCUCCCGCUUGCUUUCUUGCCAUUGUCUACCUUUGGACAAGGGAUAUCGGAUGAUGAUGGCUACUCUGGAUACAAAUUAGAUAUCCGUCAAGACAACGAUCCCCUCGCCGUUGUGUACGAAACAGAAAACACCAACAACAAUGUCUCAUCGUCGGUACCAGAGCCCGACGUGUUCUUGAAUGCCUCAGUCCACGUUGGAGAAAUCAACAUUGAGGUCCAGAACCUGACCGCAAAGAUCAACCUCGAUGCUCAAGUUCUUCAACUGUUGCAAUUCAACGCCGGCGUCGAUCUCAGCAUCGACCGCGUCUUCUUGCUUAUCCAAAACGUCACCGCAAAAGUCCUGCUGGAGGCCCGCCUCGCAAACCUCGUUUUGAUGAUCAACGACACAUUGAACUCCAUCGACCUGAACCCCAUCAUCGCAGAGCUCGGAAGCGGUCUCGGAACGAUUAUCAACGAGACCGGCGAGCUGAUCGGUGGCUUGGAAGCCGAGGAGGCUACUGCGAAGAACAAGCGUGGCAUCGAUCUGAUGCAAUUCCAGCUCGAGAGCAACAUUCUCUACUCAGUGAAUGAUUACUCCGGCAACACGCACACCAAUCGCAUUCUUGCACAGAACGGCGAUAUUGUCGAGCAGACCCUUGACAACAACGGCCGCAUUCAAGCAACGAGGAACGUUGGUAGUUACCUCCAAGACAUGCGAUUCAACGGUUUUAAUCAGACCGUCACGUACAAGGGUCAAGAGGUGUGGGAAGAAGAGUAUGUGUAUGAACCUUUCCCAGGCCUAAUGGCUAUCUCUGGAAUCUUCCUCGACAAAGACAGUGGAGAGGUUGUUGGCGCCCAGCUCCUGGCUGAGGCGAGGGGAGGUGGUUCUUCGUCGAUAUCAGCAAGCGAAGAGCUGAAGUCGUAGUUGCAUGGUGUUUUCCAUAUCCUGU